AAAAUCACGGAGUGUAUCCAAACUAUUGUCAUUUUUCAAAAACACUGUUCAAAGGGGUCGAACUCUUGUUUUUUUCCUAAUGUAUAUUUCGUAUCUCACAUUAAUAUCCUCACUAAAUGUGAUAUAUAUUGUUUUACGCUGGAUUUUCCUGCUGGAGGAGUGAUCGGCGAUCAGUUAGUUCGCCUGCGCCGCCCGUGCGUCAUUGCGUCAUCCGACGCACAGUGUUUUUGCUUCGUCUCUUUCAAACCGCGGAGAGUCUCUUCGUUUACACCCUCGGUGUUUCCUCUCGGUGUGGACUCUCGCGCUUCAUCCGGUGCUCGCGCGCUCGUGGCGGAUCUCGAGGAGCGGCGCGAGGCUCGGUGACGCGGGACGCGGCGAAAGCGGAGGGUUUUCUGAGGCGAAUUAUUGCGCAUGUUCAUGAACCGCCCGAAUGAACGCGGAUCAAUAAUACACCGAGAUCUGAUCAAAACACGGCGGAACCCGACAAAAGGAUCCGUUCUGUGAUUGGAGUCCCACCGAGACGAGCCUGAUCGCGCUGAUCGAUACCUGAUCGAUAUCUGAGGAGAUGUGCGUGCACUGAUCGCCUCAGGAUCGAUAUCUGAUCGAUAACACACGCUGGAGCUCCUCAGGAGGAUGCGAUGGUCACAUUAGACAGGUGUGCUCUUCCUCCUCCUCCUCAGGUGUGUCGGAUCAGCUGGAUGUGACACACACACACACACACACACACACACACACACACACACACACACAUCAUGCAGGCUCCGCCCCUCCAGUAUGAUUUCUACAGUGAGGAGAACGCGCCCAAAUGGAGAGGACUGCUGGUGCCGUCACUCAACAAGGUGCUGAGUCAGGUGCACCCGAAGCUGACGUCCCAGCAGGAGGCGCUGCAGUACAUCGAGGGUCUGAUCCUGGUGCUGCUCAACACUCUCUGUCAGGCUCAGCCCCGCACCGUUCAGGACGUGGAGGAGCGUGUUCAGAGGAGUUUCCCGCACCCCAUCGAGAAAUGGGCCAUCGCCGACGCUCAGAACGCCAUCGACAAGAGGAAGAGGAGGGGCCCGCUGGCACUUCCUGUCGACAAGAUCCACCCACUCCUCAAGGAGGUUCUGGGUUAUAAGAUCGAUCAUCAGGUGUCGGUGUACAUCGUGGCGGUGCUGGAGUACAUCUCUGCAGAUAUCCUGAAGCUGGCCGGAAACUACGUGAGGAACAUCCGUCACUAUGAGAUCUCGCAGCAGGACAUCACUGUGGCCAUGUGUGCUGACAAGGUGCUGAUGGACAUGUUCCACCAGGUGGAGGAGGACAUCAGUGUGUUUCCUCUGAUGGACGAGGAGCCGUCGGCGGCCGAGGAGCAGAUGUACUAUGAUCUGGUGAAGGCCUUCAUGGCGGAGCUGCGUCAGUAUCUGCGAGACCUGAACCUCAUCAUCAAGGUUUUCCGUGAGCCCUUCGCCUCCAACACCAUGCUGUUCUCUCCUCACGACGUGGAGAACAUCUUCAGCCGGAUCGUGGACAUCCACGAGGUGACGGUGAAGCUGCUGGGAUUGAUCGAGGACACGGUGGAGAUGACGGACGAGGGCAGUCCUCAUCCGCUGGUGGGCAGCUGCUUCGAGGACCUCGCUGAGGAGCUGGCCUUUGACCCAUAUGAGACGUACGCACAGGAUAUCCUGCGCAGCGGCUUCCACGAUCACUUCCUGAGUCAGCUGUCCAAGCCCGGAGCGGCGCUCUACCUGCAGUCCAUCUGUGAAGGCUUCAAAGAGGCGGUGCAGUACGUGUUGCCACGGUUACUCCUCACGCCCCUCUACCACUGUCUGCAUUACUUCGAGAUUCUGAAGCAACUGGAGGAGAAGAGCGAGGAUGAGGAGGAUAAAGAGUGUCUGAAGCAGGCCAUCACUGCCCUACUGAACCUGCAGAGCAGCAUGGAGAGAAUCUGCUCCAAGAGCCUCGCCAAGAGACGCCUGAGCGAGUCGGCGUGCCGCUUCUACAGUCAGCAGAUGAAGGGCAAACAUCUGGCCAUCAAGAAGAUGAAUGAGAUCCAGAGGAACAUCGACGGCUGGGAGGGCAAAGACAUCGGCCAGUGCUGCAACGAGUUCAUCAUGGAGGGGACGCUCACACGGGUCGGAGCCAAACACGAGCGCCACAUCUUCCUGUUCGACGGCCUGAUGAUCUGCUGCAAGUCCAACCACGGCCAGCCGCGUCUGCCAGGAGCCAGCGCCGCCGAGUACCGGCUCAAGGAGAAGUUCUUCAUGAGGAAGGUCCAGAUCAACGACAAGGACGACAAGGAGGGCGAGUACCGGCACGCCUUCGAGAUCAUCCUGAAGGACGGGAACAGCGUGGUGUUCGCUGCUAAAUCUGCGGAGGAGAAGAACGGCUGGAUGUCGGCGCUGAUCUCGCUGCAGUACCGCUCCACACUCGAGCGCAUGCUGGACACGGCCAUGAUGCAGGAGGAGAAGGAGGAGCAGAUGAGGCUCCCCGGGGCCGAGGUGUACCGCUUCGCUCAGCCCGACUCCGAGGAGAACGUCGUGUUCGAGGAGAACGUCCAGUCCAAAUCCGGCAUUCCCAUCAUCAAAGCCGGAACGGUGCUGAAGCUCAUCGAGCGGCUGACCUUCCACAUGUACGCCGAUCCUAACUUCGUCAGGACGUUCCUGACCACGUACCGAUCGUUCUGUAAACCUCAGGAGCUGCUGGGUCUGCUCAUGGAGAGGUUUGAGAUUCCUGAACCUAAACCCACGGAAGCGGAUCAGAUGGCCAUCGAGAACGGAGACCAGCCACAGAGCGCAGAACUCAAACGCUUCCGCAAAGAGUUCGUUCAGCCGGUCCAGCUCAGGGUGUUGAAUGUGUGCAGGCACUGGGUGGAGCAUCACUUCUAUGACUUCGAGAGAGACGCUCAGCUGCUGCGGCGACUGGAGGAGUUCAUCGGCACGGUCAGAGGUAAGGCCAUGAAGAAGUGGGUGGAGUCUAUCACGAAGAUCAUCCAGAGGAAGAAACAGGCUCAAGCCAACGGCCCCAGUCACAACAUCACGUUCGAGAGCUUACCGCCUCCCAUCGAGUGGCACCUAUGUAAAGCAGGACAGAUAGAUCAGUUUGACCUCAUGACCCUUCACCCCAUCGAGAUCGCCCGACAGCUCACACUGCUGGAGUCAGACUUCUACAGGGCGGUUCAGCCGUCAGAGCUGGUGGGCAGUGUUUGGACUAAAGAAGACAAGGAGAUCAACUCCCCGAACCUGCUGCGAAUGAUCCGCCACACCACCAACCUCACGCUGUGGUUCGAGAAGUGCAUCGUAGAAACGGAGAACGUGGAGGAGCGUGUGGCCGUCGUAUCGCGCAUCAUCGAGAUCCUGCAGGUCUUUCAGGAGCUCAAUAACUUCAACGGCGUUCUGGAGGUGGUGAGCGCCAUGAACUCGUCGCCCGUCUACAGACUCGAUCACACCUUCGAGCAAAUCCCCAGCAGACAGAGGAAGACUCUGGAGGAAGCUCAUGAACUCAGUGAAGACCAUUAUAAGAAAUAUCUGGCUAAACUCAGGUCCAUCAACCCGCCCUGUGUGCCCUUCUUUGGGAUUUAUUUAACAAAUAUUCUGAAAACUGAGGAGGGAAAUCCAGACUUCCUGAAGAGACACGGCAAAGAGCUGAUCAACUUCAGCAAACGGCGGAAAGUGGCGGAAAUAACGGGAGAAAUCCAGCAGUACCAGAACCAGCCGUACUGCCUCCGUGUGGAGAACGACAUACAGAAGUUCUUUGAGAACCUGAACCCGAUGGAGGACAUGACGGAGAAGGAGUUCGCCGACUAUCUGUUCAACAAAUCUCUGGAGAUCGAGCCGCGUAACGCUCGCACACUGCCUCGAUUCCAAAAGAAGUACAGCUGUCCUCUGAAGUCUCCGGGUGUUCGCCCGUCCACCGUCCGCACAGGAACCAUGCGGCACCCGACGCCGCUGCAGAACGAGCCCCGAAAGAUCAGCUACAGCCGCAUCCCAGACAGUGAGACGGAGAGCAGCGCCGCUUCAGCUCCCAACUCUCCCCGCACUCCACUGACGCCUCCAGCAGCCUCCACCACAUCCAGCUCCACCGACAUCUGCAGCGUGUUCGACUCGCCACAGCCGCCCUCCAGCCCCUUCCACUCCAACACUGACACUAUAUUCGCUCCGGUCUCUCUCCCACACGGCCCACGAUCUUCCUCAGUGUCCUCGAUGAUGAGUUUCCUCCGGAAUGACGAGCUUCCCGUUCCUCCGCCGAUCCCACCGCGCCGCCGGCCGGAGUCUGCGCCCGCCGAGGCCUCGCCUUCCAAGAUGAUGUCGAAGCACCUGGACAGUCCUCCGGCGAUCCCCCCGCGGCAGCCCACCACUAAAGUGUACUCGCCCCGUUACUCUCUGACAGAGCCGCCCGACAGCCCCCCCACCCUGCCGCCGCGGGAGCCGGUGCGGACCCCAGACGUGUUCUCCAGCUCCCCGCUGCACCUGCAGCCGCCUCCGCCGGGACGCCGCUCCGAACCCAGCCAGGCCUUCUUCCCUCCGCAGAUGCCCGGGCCACCCGUCCCGCCGCGCCACAGCACCUCGCAGUCACCCAUCCCCAAACUCCCCCCCAAGACCUACAAGAGAGAGUCGGUGCACCGUGACGGGCCGCCGCUGCUGGAGAACGCCAACCCCUCGUAGACACGCUUACAGACAGUGCUGCAGACGAGACGACAGCAACAUGUGCCCUUAAAGGGGCGGUUCAGCAGAGAAAUGGGAAUUCUGUCAGUGUUUAGUCACCCUCAAGCUGUUUCAAACCUAUAUGAGUUUCUUUCUGGUGCUGAACACAAAGAAUAUUUGUUGCCCAUGUAAUGGAAAUAAAGGGGAACUGGGAAUUUGCUACUAGUAUUCUUCAAAAUAAUUAGAAGACAACCCCAAAAUAUUUAUAUUUUUAGAAUGUUGGUAACCAAACAGCUGACGGCACCCAUAGACUUCCAUAGUAUUUAUGCUCCAUAUAAUAGUCAGUGGGAACCAAAAUUGUUUUGGUACCAACAUUUUUUAAAUUAGAAGACACUUAGAAGAACCCCUCAAAAAAAAAAAAAAAAAAGUUUGCAUGUUGGUAACCAAACAGCUGACGGCACCCAUAGACUUCAAUAGUAUUUUAAGCCAAUAUAAUGGAAAUCAAGGGGAACUGAAAUUUUGUUAACAUUCUUAAAAAUAAUUAGAAGACGCUUAGAAAAACUGUAAAAAAAAAAAAAAAAAAAAAUAAUGUUAAUAACGAACAGUUGACGGCACCCAUAGACUACCAUAGUAGUUUUUGACCAUCUAAUCAAUGGGAACGAAAGCUGUUUGGUUACCAACAUUCUUCAAAAUAUUUAGAAGACAUUUAGAAUUACUUGAAGAUAGUUUGAGAAAUGUUGGUGAUGGCUGACGGCACCCAUAGACUUCCAUAGUAUUUUUUGCCCAUAUAAUGGAAAUCAAGGGAAACUGAAUUGUUGUUACCAACAUUU
Messenger RNA from Carassius carassius (crucian carp), 5446 nucleotides. RefSeq names its product son of sevenless homolog 1 (Drosophila) (gene sos1). Bases 753 to 4637 code for a protein of 1294 amino acids. The record is from RefSeq and is a predicted model, not a curated record. Gene Ontology annotation, cellular component: nucleosome; plasma membrane. Gene Ontology annotation, molecular function: guanyl-nucleotide exchange factor activity; structural constituent of chromatin; protein heterodimerization activity. Lineage: Eukaryota; Metazoa; Chordata; Actinopteri; Cypriniformes; Cyprinidae. Gene Ontology annotation, biological process: Ras protein signal transduction; positive regulation of GTPase activity. The transcript has 24 exons.